Molecule: messenger RNA, 2871 nt
Organism: Monopterus albus (swamp eel)
Lineage: Eukaryota; Metazoa; Chordata; Actinopteri; Synbranchiformes; Synbranchidae
Gene: aadacl4
Product: arylacetamide deacetylase-like 4
Exons: 8
Coding region: 8-1324 (438 amino acids)
Cellular component (GO): membrane
Molecular function (GO): carboxylic ester hydrolase activity
Source: RefSeq, a predicted model, not a curated record
AGUGGGCAUGAAUAUUUUGCUCCAGUGCCCGUUUGCCCUGAGUGGUUGCUUACUUGCCUCUUCCCCACCCCCUUCACGUGUCUUCAGCGUGGUUCUCAAUCUGUGGUCGCCCUGCUGCGUCCCAGCCUUCCUUCUCCUGGUAAUUGGACUUGUGUACUCUGAACUGAUGAAUUCAGACAUUCCUCGUGGGGUUACAAAUAGACGGAAGCUGCACUUGGUUCAUGGCUUGUCUGUUGGCAUAGCAGUUGUGGGCCGAAUCCUACAUCGUAUGGGCAUUUGUCAUCAGGUCAGCUUUAUCAGAUGGUUCAUUGCCUGUUUUCUUACCGGCUUGAAUCCACUUCCUGCCGGCCUGCGGGUGAAGGAUCUGAAGUUUUCUGAGGUGCCAGUGCGAGUCUAUGAACCCACCACUGUUUGUAAUGGCUUGAGAAGAGGUCUUGUUUAUUUCCAUGGAGGAGGAUGGGUGUUGGGAAGUAUAGAUUCUGUUGAUGAAGUCUGCCGACACGUUGCCAAGGAGUCUGACACCACUGUUGUUUCUGUUGGGUACCGAUUAGCCCCUGAACACAGGUACCCUGCCCAGCUGGAUGAUUGCGAGGCCGCGACAUGUCACUUCCUGUCUGUGGCUGAGGCAGAAUUCAGAGUGGACUCUCGCAGAGUGGCAGUCGGAGGGGACAGCACUGGAGCUAACCUGGCAGCAGCACUUUGCCAAAGGCUGGCGAGGAGAGAGGACGGACAUCUGCCGUUCCCCUGCGCUCAGGUCCUCAUCUACCCAGCCCUGCAGAUGGCAGAUUUCAACCUGCCCUCAUACCAGCAAAAUCAUGCUGUGCCCAUAUUGUUUCGUGGCCGGAUGGCGUUCUACUUCUUGCAGUAUCUAAAUGGGGACAUGUCUGUGUGCCAGGAUGUGCUGGAAGGCAACCACGUCCCCACUGAGCUCAGGCCACGCUACAAGAAGUGGCUCUCCCCUUCCAACUUACCUCCCGAGUGCCUUGCAAGGGGUUUCUGUGAGCACCCAGUCCCAGAAUAUGAUGGGGAGGUGUAUCACGCAAUCAAAGCUGGUUUGGAACCCGAGGUUUCACCUUUACUGGAAGACGAUGCUGUCAUUGAGAAAACCCCACCCACCUUCAUCCUCACCUGUGAGUAUGAUGUCCUGAGGGAUGAUGGGAUUCUCUACAGGAAACGGCUGCUGGACUUAAAAAAAGACGUCACUUGGCGACAUGUGACGGAUGGUUUUCAUGGCAUGAUUAACUAUUUUAACCAGGGCUGGCUCACCUUUCCCUGUGCCCUACAGCUUGUGGAUAGUGUUGCUGAAUAUGUGAAAACACUGUGAAGAUCGUAAAUAGGAAUGCACUUUAUCCUACUUUCCAUGUUGCUUUACAUUUUAAUAAACAAAUGUUGCCUCCAGUGGCAGGGUGUUCCUCUUCAUUAAAAGUAUGCCGUUCACAGAAGGUAAAAAACUGACAAAAAUCAAUGAACAAAAGCUGUUUUAUUCCAAAAAUGAGAUGUAGCCUGAGGACCCAAAGUCUGUAAACAAUGUCUGGCACAAAUUUUACAAUAUAUAGCAUAUACUGCCAAAAGGUAAAUGUUGAGCCUAUUUCUUUUUAACACAGAUGUAAGACAUGUCCCAUUUGCUUGCAGGAUACUCUGCUUGCCUUGUCUUUCAGUGUUUGCUGUAUCCAUGGCAACAGAGCUCUUCUAUUUCUCCUCCACUGCCUAUGCCAUUAUGGAGCCAGGUGAACACACCUGCAUGCUACCUGUUUUGAUAACCGUGUCCUAGCAGGUGUUUGACACCAGGAACAGUAUGGAUCAAAGGGGAAUAGUGCAGGAUAAAUGGGCUCAAACUGGAUGGAGAAUAGAGCAAAAGUAUGCAAACAAAGUACUGCUGGGCAACUGGGCAGAAGAAAGGCUUCAGUUCACUCGGGAGCCAAAGACAGCCAGCAGCACCACUCGUGCAGACUACCGGCCCCACUGGGACUUCAAGCCAGACGUGUCUGAGAGAAGGUCUGCCCUGCUGAGAGCUGAGGGGGUUCCAGCCAAGCUGCUAUUUGCCCGCUGUGACCCACCAUCGUCUCAUUACUUGGUCACGCAGUAUGAAGAGAGCUACGGUCAUACUAAACACACCACUGCUUCGCCCAGUCUGCAACCCUGGCACCCAGAGAGCUUGACAUGGCAGCCCAAAAGGUGUGAACGGCCAGCUUCUGUCCUUCCAACCAACUUUGGCCCGCUGCAGCAUACAAAGCACAAUCUGGAAAAGCAGCACCUCCCAUCACUGACUGCAUACAAGUCAGCAUACCAGAGGCACCCGCUUCAUGCCUUCUGCCAGAAUCGCUUUGCCAGGGCUUCACGUGCGCUCUCCAGUCACCUCCACGCAGCCAAUCACAACAACAAGGACCUGGAUCUGAGACGGCGCUCGCUGCUGCAAGUCCCAGAUCUUUGCUUCAGUCCACUUUCACCAUCACAACAAACUUAAACGACAACACUGAGCGGCCUCACGUGCGACUUGUUAAUUUCAAAGCUCAUCAAAGUGGUGCUGCUUGUUUCCUUUUUUAUUAGUUGGCUGCAUGAAACAAAUAUAACAGAGCAGACCAUGUGGGAAAUCAAAAUGUAUUUGAAAAAUGAAAAUCUUGUUUAAUUUACUAAACGCUGCUGUGAGGACUACUGGAGAUUUAAUCUUAAAUGUCUGAAACCACAAUUAUCUGUUAGUAUUACCCCAGAUACUCUAGAUACACUGGGAAAAAAAAAAUUAGAAUAAAACAAGUGUUGAUGCCAGAACUGACCUGUGUAUUGAGGCAAACUGGAAACCAUGAGUCAUCCAAGGCACCGUCUGAAGGGACGUGUCUAACUCCCAUUUCAUUAGGUGUUUAAUUACAGGGAAUC